AUGGAUGACAAGCUCCUCCUGGCGGCUUUCCACAACGGGGUUCACUCUGACUUGUUCAUCCACAAGCUAUAUGAGCAAGAGCCUCAGACCAUGGCCGAACUCGUCCACUCAGCCCAAAAUUUCAUGAAUGCGGAGGAUGCUAUCAUAACCAAGAAGAGGAAGAGAAUUGAGAAAAUGGAAGCUAACCCCACUCGCCACUCAGAACAAGGUCCUCGUCUUAAGAAAGGACGAACAGAAGACAAAAAGGAUCGUGACAGGAAGGUAGGCCCCUCAGCACGAAGUCAGCAGUAUACGCCAUUGAACAUGCCACUUGAUCAAGUCUUAAUGCAAGUCAAGGACGAUCCUUCCUUGAAGUGGCCAGAAAAAAUGAAGGGAGAUCCAAAUAAGCGCAAUAGAAACAAGUAUUGUCGCUUCCAUAGAGACCAUGGGCAUGAUACGGACGAAUGUUUUGAUCUAAAGCAGCAGAUUGAGAAUCUUAUAAGACAGGGGAAGCUAAGAAGUUUCCUAGGACGAGACCACAAGGAUGAAAAACUCAAGGGAAAAGCUGAAGAGUCAUCACGGCCACCUCUCGGAGAAAUCAGAGUUAUUGUCGGAGGGAGCUCUGCAGUUCAGUCGUCCAGGUCCAGGAAAACAUACCUGAAGGUGGUGCAGAGCGUCCAACUCUCUGGACGACCACCUAGAGAUAGGGAUACGGACGAACAGGCAAUCACAUUCACCGAAGAAGAAGCUGAAAGAAUCCACCAUCCUCAUGACGAUGCUAUUGUCAUUACCUUACUCAUCGCUGACUACACAACCAGAAGGGUACUCGUUGAUAAUGGAAGUUCGGCAGAUAUCCUGUAUCUUCCAGCUUUUCAGCAGAUGAAGUUAGGACGAGACCGUCUUUGUCUGGUGAAUUCUCCGUUAGUAGGUUUUGGUGGAGCGAAGGUGCAGCCGGUGGGUACUGUUACAUUACCAGUGGUAGUUGGGGCAUAUCCACAGCAAGUCACCAAGGACGUGAGUUUCCUGGUAGUAGACUGUUCGUCCUCCUAUAAUGCCAUAAUUGGGAGGCCAACUUUGAAUAGUUGGAAGGCAGUUACGUCCACCUAUCAGUCAAGUUCCCAACGGACUAUGGAGUAG
Molecule: messenger RNA, 1116 nt
Organism: Quercus lobata
Lineage: Eukaryota; Viridiplantae; Streptophyta; Magnoliopsida; Fagales; Fagaceae
Exons: 1
Coding region: 1-1116 (371 amino acids)
Source: RefSeq, a predicted model, not a curated record